AUGUGCUUUUACGAGAGGACGGAUUUCAGCUGCGGAGACUGGAGAUGGGGCAACAUGAAACAACGUUGUCCUCGCCAGCCUCGAAUAGGCGAGACUUGUCCGGCCAGGCUAGUCGACGAGCACAACGUGACACAUUCAGACGACGUGUGUAAGACAUGCCAGGAUAUAGCCACCAAGAACAGACGACUUCGAAACUGCCGAGAAAACUUGGGGCGCUGGAAGGCCGAGGGCAACAGGUUCCAGGCCAGCAUCGAGAAAGUGAGCCGAGAAGCGCGUCAACUUGAGGAAAUCAUCCGCGAGUUGGAGAGCAAGCGU
This is a messenger RNA of Cladophialophora yegresii CBS 114405, 315 nucleotides long. RefSeq lists its product as uncharacterized. The record is from RefSeq and is a predicted model, not a curated record. The transcript has a single exon. The annotation marks the transcript as partial. NCBI's taxonomy places the organism in Eukaryota, Fungi, Ascomycota, Eurotiomycetes, Chaetothyriales, Herpotrichiellaceae.